Mangifera indica (mango) is the source of this 1574-nucleotide messenger RNA. Its product is annotated as putative thiamine biosynthesis oxidoreductase ThiO. The record is from RefSeq and is a predicted model, not a curated record. Gene Ontology annotation, molecular function: oxidoreductase activity. Gene Ontology annotation, cellular component: cytoplasm. The coding region runs from base 210 to 1565 and encodes 451 amino acids. NCBI's taxonomy places the organism in Eukaryota, Viridiplantae, Streptophyta, Magnoliopsida, Sapindales, Anacardiaceae. The transcript has 9 exons.
CUGCUUGGUUUGAAUUCACCUCGACGUUUGACUUCUGAGGGGGUUUUACAGUACUUUUGGAAACUUAUGGAUCAAAGAUAUUCCGAUAUGUACGGGCCAAAAGAAUUAUGAAUUUACGACACAUUGUGAAAAAGGCGGCCGAACCGGCUGAAUUAACUCUGUAGUCCAUCAUCCUACAAAACUAUAUUAGGUAGAACUGAAAGUGAGCCAUGCCGGCGCGGCCGCCGCCGGGCAAGAGUCUUCUGGCCAAAUGGAGCUCGCCAUUUAUCGGCGACUACAACUGCUGCCGCCACUGUCGUUUACAUAGUAGAAGAAUGACUUCACUAGUGGUCUCUUCUCACCACCAACGUCCUCUUAGAUACGCCGUGCUUGGUGCUGGCUUUGCUGGUCUCUCAGUCGCUUGGCAUUUGUUGAAAGAGAGUGCUAAGGAGUUGAGUGUAUGUGUUGAUAUAUAUGAUGAGAUUGGCAUAGGAGGUGGUGCUUCUGGAGUAUCAGGAGGACUCCUCCAUCCUUAUUCUCCUAAAGCUAAGCUUCUUUGGCGGGGUGCUGAAUGUUGGAAAGAGACUUUAAAACUUUUAAGCAUUGCAGAAGCAGCAAUUGGUUUAGAAGAAGCAAAUUCAGAAUUGGAGGAAUCUGGUCAAGAUUUGAGUGAAUUUGUCAUAAGGAGAAGGGGCAUCUUGCGGCCUGCAACAAAUAUGAAGACUUUGAAUACAUUAAAUGAUAAUGCUCAGAACUGCCUUUCCAGUUGCAGAAUAGAGACUAUUGAUAAGGAUUCUGCCCAAAGACUUGUUCCCAAUUUAUGUGUCCCUUUGAACACAGCCUUUUAUAUGCCUGAUGCUGUCAAUGUUCAUCCCCAGCACUAUCUUCAGGGGCUAUUCUUAGCAUGUAAAAAUCUAGUGAAGGGAUUGUCCAGUUCUGGUUUUGGAAGGAAAGAGUUGUAUCUCCACCAAAAAUCCAUUAGUAAUCUCCUGGAAUUGAAAGGAGAAUAUGACGCUGUGAUUGUAUGCAUGGGUGCCAAAGCAGACAUGCUUCCAGAGCUCUCUGGUAGGCUUCCAUUGAGAACAUGCCGGGGAGUCAUUGCUUGCCUGCAACUACCUGGUGGUAUAGGGCAAGAGUAUCCAGAUGAUGGCCCAUCAAUAUUGGCAGAUGCAUGGCUGGCUGUCCAAGGGACUCGCAGUCUGUAUGUGGGCUCAACAUGGGAAUGGAAAUCAAGAAAUUCAUCACCAAAAGUCUCUGUGGAUGAAGCUUCAAAAGCCUUGGAAGAACUUCUGCCAAAGGCAUCUUCCAUAUAUCCAGGCAUAACGAAUUGGUCUUUCACUGAAGCUAGGGCAGGCUUGAGAGCAAUGCCACCACUUACAGUCAAUGGAUCACUUCCCCUUCUGGGUUGUAUUGAAGACCUUAUAGGUAAAACUCAGACCUGUAAAUACUGGCUAUUUGGAGGACUUGGUUCAAGAGGCUUAUUGUACCAUGCCUGGCUUGGGAAAUUAAUGGCACAGGCUGUGCUUUCCUGUGAUGAACGCAUAAUCCCACCUGAACUAACUGCAUGGAAGAAAAUAAAUCGAUAGUUAACUAGA